Molecule: messenger RNA, 8085 nt
Organism: Vicugna pacos (alpaca)
Lineage: Eukaryota; Metazoa; Chordata; Mammalia; Artiodactyla; Camelidae
Source: RefSeq, a predicted model, not a curated record
CCCCUUCCCUGGCCCUUCCCCCUCCCCGCCUUUGGCUCGCUCCGCCUUUCUGCCCCCCACCCCCACCUCACGGGUUCGGGCCAUUCCCGGCCAGGAAACGCCGUGGCGCCGCGUUGGGCCUAACUCGAGUCCUGCUGCCUCUCGGGAGUGCCGUGCGCCGCAGCCCGGGCCCAGGCCUGGGACAAGGUCUUCAGAGCUACUGGCAGAUAAUUUUGGGGGACUUCAUAUUCAGAGGUCUAUAAAAAGAGUUCCUCAUGUCCAUAACAUGUUGGUUAAGGCUCUGCAGCUCACCCCCACUCUCAGAGUGGCCAGUCUCCAAUAAUUGGACCCCGUGAUUUCUGCUCUGCUGUGUUGGACGUCAUGAGCAUUGCAAUCCCUCUGGGAGUCACCACACCAGAUACAUCCUACUCAGAUAUGGCUGCUGGAUCAGACUAAGAGCAGCUUUAGGAAUUCAGAAUUUGUCGAAAAGUCCAAUCCCUAAAAUAGACUCUCAGUUCUUGAAGAAUUUAAAUGCCAAAUGGCAAUGAAGAAAGGAAGUGGAAGCCCCCUACCUUUCAAGACGAAGUGGCACUACACCAGGAUGUGAAAGUCCAGCGAAAGAGACCCAAGGGGCCUAGGGGGCAGCACACCCCCAGAAGCCAAGUCUAUUCCAGGCAGUACCAGGGAUUAGGGUCUGGGCUGGAAAAAUCCUGGUGUUUUGAAUAUGUUCAGGUCCAGUUCAGACUCUUGAUCCCACAGCCACUUCUUGAGUGAGACUUGCACAUGAAGUGCAUAUGUUCAUAUUUACCCAGUUUGGAGAUGGGUAAGAUACAACCAACAUAGCUCCAUCUCCAUGGCCAUCUUUUAUUCCAUAUCACUUUCCUUUUUCCCGUCCAAAAAAAAAAAUCCAUUUCUAAUAAACGGCUGUCAUGUUUCACCCAUGUGUUCAGUGAUAAAAAAUCUCUUAUAUAAAAUAUGUACAGCUCUUUGGAAUAUUUGUUUAUCUAGUAAAUUAACAAUACUAUGUAGUUACUACUUUCUCUUAACUGUCCAUCAUAGAAACUAAAUUCUACCUUCAUUUUAUUAAUGCUUGUUUGCCUUUGGUUUCAUUUAGGAAACCCCACCUGUUUCCUAAUUCUCAGAGCUGAUUGCCUCUCAGUGAGCCAUGUUCAGAUCAUCUUUUUCUCAAGAAUACUGACCUGCAUUCUUGAUGUAUCCCCCGCCCAGUUCCCAUCUUGCAGACACUCUUUAAGUAAUAAAAUGCAUGCAGUUCACUAACAGAGAAUACUUUCCUAUGUCUAAAGUUCUUCUUCACCCAGAAAUUACCUUUGCUGUUAUUAAUAAGAUCCCUUCUCACAGUUUUGGAGCAUAUAACUAGGGUAUCCUGUCUUGGUAGUGAAUGGAAGAGGGCCUGGUCCCUGGGGCAGUGCAGAAGGCACUUUCAUCAUCUCACUCACUGCAAAUGUCAUGUGAGGUUUCAUGGAAGUAUUAAGAGAUCCAAUUAAGAAGAUUAGUUCUGAGUCUAAACCAGCCCAGAGUGGCUUCUCUAGGGGAAACUCCCUGCUCAGCGGCCCUGAAUCUGUGGAGGCUAGUCCAGCAGUUAAUGAGAAGAGCGUGUAUUCCACUCAUAAUUAUGGGACCACUCAGAGGCAUGGGUGUCGAGGACUGCCUUAUGCUGAUCAUAAUUACGGAGCCCCUCCUCCUCCGACACCUCCUGCUUCUCCCCCUGUCCAGACGAUCAUCCCUCGUUCUGACCUGAAUGGCCUGCCGUCGCCCGUAGAGGAACGCUGUGGAGACAGCCCGAACUCUGAAGGAGAGACUGUUCCUACCUGGUGUCCUUGUGGUCUUUCUCAGGAUGGCUUCCUUCUCAACUGUGACAAGUGCAGGGGAAUGAGCAGGGGGAAGGUUAUUAGACUUCAUCGGCGGAAGCAGGACAACAUAUCAGGUGGGGAUAGCAGUGCAACAGAAAGCUGGGAUGAGGAGCUUUCUCCUUCCACUGUGUUGUAUACAGCAACACAGCACACACCUACAAGCAUCACCUUAACUGUUAGAAGAACCAAACCCAAGAAGCGGAAAAAGAGUCCAGAAAAGGGUCGUGCAGCACCAAAGACGAAGAAAAUCAAGGCAUUUCGAGAGGGAUCCCGGAAGUCCUUGCGGAUGAAGAAUUCUCCUUCUGAAGCACAGAAUUUAGAUGAGAAUACAACUGAGGGAUGGGAAAAUCGGAUAAGACUAUGGACUGAUCAGUAUGAAGAAGCCUUCACUAAUCAAUAUAGUGCAGAUGUACAGAACGCCCUUGAACAACAUCUACAUUCUAGCAAGGAGUUUGUGGGCAAACCUGCUAUUUUAGACACUAUUAAUAAGACUGAAUUGGCCUGUAAUAAUACAGUUAUUGGUUCCCAAAUGCAGCUACAGUUGGGAAGAGUCACUCGUGUUCAGAAGCACCGGAAGAUCCUGAGGGCUGCAAGAGAUUUGGCUUUGGACACUCUUAUAAUAGAGUAUCGAGGCAAAGUCAUGUUACGGCAGCAGUUUGAGGUCAAUGGGCAUUUCUUCAAAAAACCAUACCCCUUUGUGCUCUUCUACUCAAAAUUCAAUGGUGUAGAGAUGUGUGUGGAUGCACGUACUUUCGGUAAUGAUGCUCGGUUCAUCAGAAGAUCGUGUACACCAAAUGCAGAGGUGCGACACAUGAUUGCAGAUGGUAUGAUUCACCUGUGUAUUUAUGCUGUGUCUGCCAUCACCAAGGACGCCGAGGUCACCAUAGCGUUUGAUUAUGAGUACAGUAACUGUAAUUAUAAAGUGGACUGUGCAUGUCACAAGGGGAACCGGAAUUGCCCUAUACAGAAAAGGAAUCCCAAUGCUGCAGACCCUCCACUCCCACCUCCUCCAAGCCUGCCCACCAUCGGAGCAGAGACAAGACGGAGAAAAGCACGACGGAAAGAACUAGAGAUGGAGCAGCAGAAUGAGCCUCCCGAAGAGGAGAACAACCAGCAACCAGAGCAAAUUCCUGAGAAAGUAACUGUAUCCAGCGACCAUGAGAGCUUAAGAGUACAGCUGAGUGGUGCCUCUGUCUUAAAGGAAAUAGACAAUCCAGAAGAAAAAGCAGAAGAGGAAAAAGAAGAGGUUACAGAUGACCAAGAGAACCCAGCUCAUGGCAGGAGGACCCGGGAAGAUAGGAAGGUUGAAGCCAUCAUGCAUGCUUUUGAAAACUUAGAGAAAAGAAAGAAGCGGCGGGAUCAGCCCUUGGAACAAAGCAGCUCUGACAUAGAGGUCACUACUACCACCUCAGAGACUCCUGUGGGAGAGGAAACAAAAACUGAAGUCCCUGAACCUGAAGUUAGCAACCCUGCUUCAAAUAUUGUCAUCCCAAGCACCCCGCAGACUGUUGGAGUGAACACCCGGAGGUCUUCCCAAGCAGGGGAUGUUGCUGCAGAAAAACCAGUCCCCAAACCACCUCCAGCAAAGCCCUCUAGGCCCCGACCGAAGAGUCGAAUUUCUCGGUACCGGACCAGUUCAGCCCAAAGACUAAAGCGUCAGAAACAGGCCAUUGCACAGCAGGCAGAGUUGUCACAAGCUGCCUUGGAAGAGGGAGGAAAUAACAGCUCAGUAACUCCUACUGAAGCUGGAAAUACAGACAGUUCAGGAGAAAACAGACAAUUAACAGGGUCUGACCCAACUGUGGUAUCAGUUACUGGAUCCCACGUCAACCGUGCUGCAUCUAAAUACCCCAAAACCAAAAAGUAUCUAGUUACAGAAUGGUUGAAUGACAAAGCAGAGAAGCAAGAAUGCCCUGUUGAGUGCCCUUUACGUAUCACCACGGACCCAACUGUACUGGCAACGACCCUGAAUAUGUUACCCGGUCUUAUCCAUUCCCCGUUAAUUUGCACCACCCCCAAACACUACAUUCGCUUUGGCUCGCCCUUUAUCCCUGAGAGGCGUCGAAGGCCGCUUCUGCCUGAUGGCACAUUCAGCUCCUGUAAAAAGCGCUGGAUAAAGCAAGCCUUGGAAGAAGGGAUGACCCAAACAUCAUCUGUACCCCAGGAGACUAGAACUCAGCACCUGUACCAAAGUAAUGAGAAUAGUAACUCGUCUAGUAUCUGCAAAGACAAUGCAGACUUGUUGAGCCCAUUAAAGAAAUGGAAGUCUCGCUAUCUGAUGGAGCAGAAUGUCACCAAGUUACUGCGGCCUCUUUCUCCAGUCACACCGCCCCCUCCCAGUGCAGGCUCAAAGAGCCCCCCGCUGACCACACCUGGCCCGUCUCACCCAGAAGAGGAGUGUCGAAAUGGAUACAGCCUCAUGUUCUCACCAAUCACGUCUAUUACUACUGCUAGUCGCUGCAAUACUCCUCUGCAGUUUGAGAACAUAUCCUCCCCUGAGAGUUCCCCUGCGAGUAGGCCCGAGUCCCUGUCACCCGAGCUUUGUCAUCGAAAAGAUCUGGACCUGACAAAAGUAGGCUACCUUGACUCCAACACUAACAGCUGUGCUGACAGACCUUCCCUCAUUAACUCGGGUCAUUCUGACCUGACUCCUCAUCCCUCCGUCGGGCCCGCCUCUGAGACUGGCUUUACAAGCAGGAGUGGCGAUGGACAUCAGACCCUUGUGAGAAACUCGGACCAGGCAUUUCGGACAGAGUUUAACUUGAUGUAUGCCUACUCUCCGUUGAACGCUAUGCCUCGAGCAGAUGGAUUAUAUCGAGGGUCUCCCCUAGUAGGGGAUAGGAAGCCUGUACAUUUGGAUGGGGGAUACUGUUCCCCUGCAGAAGGGUUUCCCAGCAGAUAUGAACAUGGUUUUAUGAAAGACCUCUCUCGUGGCUCCAUGUCCCCUGGUGGCGAAAGGGCUUGUGAAGGAGUCCCAUCAGCCCCCCAGAACCCACCGCAGAGGAAAAAGGUGUCCCUGCUGGAGUACCGCAAACGGAAACAAGAAGCCAAGGAAAAUUCUGCUGGUGGAGGAGGUGACUCUGCACAGAGCAAAAGCAAGCCUGCAGGAGCUGGGCAAGGCAACAGUAACUCACUUUCUGACACUGGUGGCCAUGGUGUGCAGGGAUCCUCGGCCCGAACCCCAUCUUCCCCUCACAAAAAAUUCUCCCCAUCUCAUUCCUCCAUGUCUCAUUUGGAGGCAGUAAGCCCAUCAGAUUCCAGGGGCACUUCAUCUCACUGCAGACCUCAAGAGAAUAUCAGCAGUAGGUGGAUGGUUCCCACAUCAGUGGAACGGCUCCGAGAAGGAGGGAGCAUCCCCAAGGUCCUCCGAAGCAGUGUGAGGGUGGCCCAGAAAGGAGAGCCUUCUCCCACGUGGGAGAGUAACAUCACAGAAAAAGACCCAGACCCUGCAGAUGGUGAAGGUCCAGAGACACUGAGCUCAGCACUCUCUAAAGGAGCAGCCGUUUACAGCCCUUCCAGAUACAGCUACCAGCUCCUGCAGUGUGAUAGUCCACGGACAGAAUCACAAAGCCUCCUCCAGCAGAGUUCCUCCCCCUUUAGAGGACAUCCCACCCAGUCUCCAGGAUACAGUUAUCGAACUACUGCACUGAGACCUGGGAACCCCCCCUCUCAUGGUUCUUCAGAAUCCUCCCUCUCUUCUGCGUCCUAUUCCAGCCCCGCCCACCCUGUGUCCACAGACUCGUUGGCCUCGUUUACGGGGACACCAGGGUAUUAUAGCAGCCAGCCACAUUCUGGAAACAGCACUGGCAGCAGUCUUCCAAGGAGGAGCUGCCCAUCUAGUGCUGCUAGCCCUACCCCGCAGGGCCCCUCAGACUCUCCGACCUCAGACUCGGUUUCCCAGUCCAGCACAGGAACUCUGAGUUCCACCUCCUUUCCUCAGAACUCUAGGUCGUCAUUGCCAUCAGACUUCCGGACUAUCAGUCUGCCCAGUGCUGGGCAGUCAGCAGCCUACCAGGCCUCCAGGGUAUCUGCGGUUUCCAGUUCACAGCACUACCCACAGCGCGGGGGUGCGGGGGUGCACCAGUACCGGCUCCAGCCGCUGCAGGGCUCGGGAGUCAAGACUCAGACAGGACUUUCCUAGGGCUUCUGGACUUGGGCAGACAGAACUGAGUGAGCCCAUAGCUGCUUCUUCCAGCUGCCUCUGGAACCUAGGCCGAGCAUAUUGCUGGGGAAGGGGGUACAAGGUGCCAGAGGAUUGGGUCUGGUCGACAAGAAACAAGACUUGUGGUCGUGACUGGCUCUGGCCCUGGAGAAAGAUGUAAAUCUUGUCUGAAGCAGAGACUAUAAAGAAGUUUCUCCCUGCUGUUAAGGGUACAUUGUUGACAAGCAAAUGGUGUUUUGGUUAGUAAUGGUUCUAAGUGCAAUGAGUUGUGUUGAAGCCUCCGUCUCCCAUCCUUGCCUGUAGCCUGUAGUCACUUGUGCAGUGAGGACAUCUUUUUAAAUCCAAAAAAAAAAUUUUUUUUCAAAGGAAAAAAGGUGAAAAGAGUCAAUUUCAAAGUCUCGAGCUAGCUGAAGUGGUGUUAGGGUUUAUAAUGCACUUAAGUAAAAAGGUAGGUAUGUAAAUGUUCACCCUAAGACAACCAUUCCAAAAGCAGGUAUCUGGCCAAGAUGUGUCCACCAAGAAUAUUCCCUACCUUUAUCUUAAAAACACAAAGAAAGAGAUGAACCUUGGAGUGUGCUCUGAGGGGUUCCUGGAUCUCUGAAGAAGAGCUUGUAGUCAACUCUUGAUUAUUCAGGAGGAGAUUGUCCUAGUGGUUCUCUGAGCCCCCAGCAGAUACCAUCCCACUUCCCUUCCCCAAGGUGUUUCACAGCUCAGUAACCCAUGGAGUAAGUAGGCAAAGAAGACAGAUAUGAUAAGUGAGAUGGGCCAGUUUGCAUUGCUAUUUAUCAGCUAUUGGCAAUAAAUUUGAUUAGGAAAGGUCCCAAGUGGUUUGGGAAUUCUUUGAAUUUUAUUUUUUCUACUCCCAAUUAAUCAGGAGUUGAUAAUCUCUUGAGUAGGACCGCCUCCAUGAUUGGGGAGCGUGCACUCGUGACUGCAGGGUAAGCGUGGAAAGACGUGUUUGUGGAGUGGUGCCGACAGGACUGUGAUUGUGUGGGGGCAUGCCCCAUGUGUCUUUGAGGGGGGUGCUUAUUUGGCAGUGGCACAGGUAAGAGAGUUCUAAAGCCACCCAAACACCUAACACUGUUCCGGAUGAGAGACGAGAGCAGACUGGCUUCUCCCCAUCAGUGCAUCGUGCCUGUUGUACACCCCUGGAGGAGCCCUGGGGCCAGCCAGGCGGGGUACACAAUCUUUUUAAAUUCCAUACGGUUGCCAGCUUCUUUCUUUCACUUGUUUACUGUAAUAUCUGGCGUGUUUUUAUUUAUCUAAUUUUGUAUUCAGUUAUAACCGUGGUAGGGGUAGCAGAUACAUGACAGGUGUAAUCCCUGGUGCUGCAGCGGACCUUACUUCUUUCUUUUGGACAAGAUAAUACUGUGAGUCUCCCUCCUUCCUUCCCUCCUACUUGUUUUCUCCUUCUUUUCCCUCAGCCUCUUACAUCCCCUUCCUUUCUACCCUCUCUUAAAACUAUCAUAUGCACAGUCUUCUCUCUUUGUGUGUGACUGUUACAAAAUUUCACUUUUUCAAAAUUGAAAUCAGGUGUUUGCAAAUGAGGGGAGAUUUUUUUUCUUUUUUUUUCCUUUUCUUUCUUUUUCUUUUUUUUUUCUUUUCUUUUCUUUUCUUUUCUUUUUUUUUUUUUUUUUUUUUUUUUUGGGCUGAAACUUCAGCAAAAUACUUUCCUUUUUGUUGUUUCCCCCACAAACCCAUCAGUCUGGGAAAACGUUGGGAGUGGAAAUCAUGUUGCCUGGGAUGCUGGUUUCUUUGUAUAUUAUAUAAAACGUAUGUAAAUGUCUCUCCAUUUGGGCUGGGGUUUGCAUUCUCCCCUUGGCUAUUAACCGAGGGGAGAGGCCAGCGGGCAGGCGGCCCUCACCCUGCCUGGCACGUGCAGAGACCCCAGCCACUCUGUGUGGGCAGGGUGCUGUCAAGACCAGACCUCUGGGGGGGGUGGGGGCGGGGGGUGGGGGGAACUCUUGGAAGGGAAGAAGUGUCACUUCUUUCUCAAGUGGAGUGUUUACACCUUGCUGUAACAUUUGAACUUUCACAAGAGAUGUAAUAAUUUUGAUAAUAAAAUUCUUAACC